GUCUAUUCACACUCCUGGUGGAAGAUUUUGGGGUCAAGGGAGUGCAGGUUGAAGAAAUUUAUGAUUUGCAGAGCAAAUGCCAAGGCCCUGUGUAUGGAUUCAUCUUCCUGUUCAAGUGGAUUGAGGAGCGCAGAUCACGCCGGAAGGUCUCUACCCUGGUGGAUGAGACGUCGGUGAUUGACGAUGACAUUGUUAAUAACAUGUUCUUUGCUCACCAGCUGAUCCCCAAUUCCUGUGCCACCCAUGCCCUGCUGAGCGUCCUCCUGAACUGCAACAAUGUUGACCUGGGCCCCACGCUGAGCCGCAUGAAGGAUUUCACCAAAGGAUUUAGCCCUGAGAGCAAAGGCUAUGCCAUCGGCAAUGCCCCAGAGCUGGCCAAGGCCCAUAACAGCCAUGCCAGGCCAGAGCCCCGGCACUUGCCAGAAAAGCAGAACGGUAUCAGCGCUGUGCGGACCAUGGAGGCUUUUCAUUUUGUCAGUUAUGUCCCCAUCAAGGGACGGCUCUUUGAGCUGGAUGGGCUGAAGGUCUAUCCCAUUGACCACGGGCCGUGGGCUGACGACGAGGAAUGGACGGACAAAGCCAGGAGAGUAAUCAUGGAGCGCAUCGGCCUGGCCACUGCAGGGGAGCCAUACCAUGACAUCCGCUUCAACCUGAUGGCGGUGGUGCCUGAUCGGAGGAUGAAGUACGAGUCCAAACUGCACAUCCUGAAGAUGAACCGCCAGACUGUGCUGGAGGCCUUGCAGCAGCUUAUCCGAGUGACUCAGCCUGAGCUGAUCCAGACCCAGAAAUCUCAGGAGUCUCAGCCCCCUGAAGAGGCAAAGCCAGCCAGCAGCAAGACGGUGAUGCCAGAGAGCACCCAUCCAGAUGGCACCGAUGAGCCCGCCAGCCAGGGCCACCCUGCAGCCACACAGAGCCCACCCAACAAAUCCAAACCAGUGGCAAAGAUGUCAGCGAGCAGCAUCAAUGGGGCACCUCCAGGAAACCCCAACCCCAUCGUGCAGAGGUUGCCAGCCUUCCUGGAUAAUCACAACUACGCCAAGUCCCCCAUGCAGGAGGAGGAAGACCUUGCGGCCGGAGUGGGUCGCAGCCGGGUCCCAGUCCGACAGCACCAGCAGUACUCGGACGACGAGGAUGACUACGAUGAUGAUGAUGAGGAAGAAGUUCGUAACACCAACUCAACCAUCAGGUACAAAAGGAAAGGGCAGGUAAAGCAGGAGCAUGUGGCAGGGGCUGCGGAUGGCCAGCUCUCCGUCCUCCAGCCCAACACCAUCAACGUCCUGGCUGAGAAGCUGAAGGAAUCUCAAAAGGAUCUUUCCAUUCAUGGGGGGAAAAGCUCCCCCCCUUCCAUUAAACCUGGUGAAGAGGCCCCGGUCACAAUCAAACUGGACGAGAAGGAGGGCAGUGAGGCCAGUGACAGCAAAGAGAAGGUGGGACUUGGCAGGACCAGUGAUCACCCUGGGGGGGAAAAGUAUUCUCCCAAGGAGCUGCUGGCACUGCUGAAGUGCGUGGAGGCAGAGAUUGCAAAUUACGAGGCCUGUCUGAAGGAAGAGGUGGAGAAGAGGAAGAAAUUCAAGAUCGAUGACCAGAGGAGAACCCACAACUAUGAUGAGUUUAUCUGUACCUUCAUCUCCAUGCUGGCCCAGGAAGGCAUGCUGGCAAGCCUCGUGGAGCAGAACAUCUCUGUCCGCAGGCGCCAGGGAGUCAGCAUCGGCCGCCUGCACAAGCAGAGGAAGCCAGACCGCCGGAAACGCUCCCGCCCGUACAAAGCCAAGCGUCAGUAGCCUGGGAAUCAAGACUGUGAGAAGCAGCAGCUGGGCUUUGUGGCUUUGGGCAGUGCACUUGGAUCUAUGUUACCCUUUGCCCAAGGAAGAGGGACCACAGCAACAAGCCCUCGGCCGAGGUGGAGCCUGAGGACAAAGAGAAAUCGGGUUUUCCUCUGAGCCCCA
Molecule: messenger RNA, 1946 nt
Organism: Cariama cristata (Red-legged seriema)
Lineage: Eukaryota; Metazoa; Chordata; Aves; Cariamiformes; Cariamidae
Gene: BAP1
Product: BRCA1 associated protein-1 (ubiquitin carboxy-terminal hydrolase)
Exons: 16
Biological process (GO): ubiquitin-dependent protein catabolic process; protein deubiquitination
Cellular component (GO): cytoplasm
Molecular function (GO): cysteine-type deubiquitinase activity
Source: RefSeq, a predicted model, not a curated record